GUUAGCCGAUGAAUUGCAUAUGCCGUCGCUCCCUGAAAUGAUGUUUGGAAACAACGUUUUAAGGAUCCAGCAUGGCUCUGGCUUUGGUAUUGAGUUCAAUGCCACAGAUGCAUUGAGAUGUGUAAACAACUACCAAGGGAUGCUUAAAGUAGCCUGUGCUGAAGAGUGGCAGGAGAGCAGGACGGAGGGCGAACACUCCAAAGAGGUUAUUAAACCAUAUGAUUGGACCUAUACUACAGAUUAUAAGGGGACGUUACUUGGAGAAUCUCUUAAGUUAAAGGUUGUACCUACAACAGAUCAUAUAGAUACAGAGAAAUUGAAAGCCAGAGAGCAGAUUAAGUUCUUUGAAGAGGUUCUCUUGUUUGAAGAUGAACUUCAUGAUCAUGGAGUUUCAAGCCUGAGUGUGAAAAUUAGAGUAAUGCCUUCUAGCUUUUUCCUGCUGUUGCGGUUUUUCUUGAGAAUUGAUGGAGUGCUUAUCAGAAUGAAUGACACAAGACUCUACCAUGAGGCUGAUAAGACCUACAUGUUACGUGAAUAUACCUCACGAGAGAGCAAAAUUGCUAAUUUAAUGCAUGUUCCACCUUCUCUCUUCACGGAACCUAAUGAAAUAUCACAGUAUUUACCAAUCAAAGAAGCAGUUUGUGAGAAGCUGCUGUUUCCAGAAAGAAUUGACCUUAACCCUACAGACUUGCAGGAAAAUGCUCCCGUAGAUAGAAUGUGAUACAGCAUAAGCACACUAGAAUCCGGCUGGACACCUUGGCUGUUUGUAAGGGGGUAUUUUUAUUAUGGGAAUUAAAUGCCUUGUUUAUGUGCAGAUUUUCUGUAGCCUUAAAGGAAAAAAAUAAAAUAUUGUUGUAGGCAGGUUCCAUUCAACUGCUGUUUGUACUGUCUUGAAAUCAUAUUCCAGGUUUGCAUGUUCUCAAGUAAAAUUUGGUUUCUAAGUUGUCACAAUGUGAUGUGUGUGUGUCUCAUGAACAGAGGGCAUAGUCUGCACCUGUUUGGAAAUACUGUUGUCUGCCACGAGGAGGUGAGUGUGGGUCACCGAGUCCCAGUGCCCGUGAACUCUCCCAGGGCGUCCUGACUACCUGUCCAGGCGCUGGCUCUGCACGUCGGGCUCUGCACUUCGAGUCAGGACUUGCUACCUGCGAAACGAAUCUCAUGGCUUAAUGAUCUUUACCCACAAGAUUGUGAAACAGUUUUUAAGUAUAUUUUUCCCUAAUUUUAAAUUGGUUUUGAAAGUUUUAGAUACAGCACCCAGAAAAACUGUAUUUUGGAGAACUUAAGCUGUUAUGCACAUGGGAACCUCUGAAUGUGGUCUCCCACACUGACAGGUGGGAUGGCAGCACAUUCCUCCCUCCGUCUUCAGGUGCUUUUUUUAUGUGCGGUUCUACUUAUUCUGACACUUGGCAUUUCCAUCUUCCGUGUGCAUGUCUUCAACCUUUCGGGGGAUCUACUAAAGUGUAAUUAACUUGCACAGGGCCAAGGGAGCACAGAAGUACCCAGAAGUACGUUUCAGAUCCACUGGGUUAUUCGAUGAUGACCCUUCAAACAUUUUAUGUCAUUUUCUGCCUUCCUAACUGGUUUUCAUAAAGAGGAAAGCGAUUGUAAAGCACCAAGUAAAACAUUAUUUGAAAUGGAUUUUCAAAAAAUCUUUAAAAGGCAGAGGAGGGAAAUCACCCCUUUUGUUCUGGUUUGAAAUAACUAUAGUACAUAUUUCUACUUGAUGGGUAAAGCAUUAAGUUAAAAUAUUUAAUUGAAGGCAUUAGCAAAGCACUUCAAGUAUUUGCUGGGGUAUAUGUUUUAGUAAAGCAAACACAUUUGGGUGUUUAUCACUGCUCACGUUUAAAUGCAUUGUUGUGAGCCACACAGGCAGGGGGCAUUCUGUGGCUAAACGUGGCCACGUUCUUGGUCUGCCUUCCACAUCACCUCCAAGGUAUAGGAAAUCAGAACUUUGGUGGCUGUCAGAAAACACACGGCGUGUUCACUGUAUGUUAAAUAUACCUGUAUUUAAUGUUUCAUCACAGCAAAUUGUGUGUACCUUGUGC
Messenger RNA from Tupaia belangeri chinensis (Chinese tree shrew), 2045 nucleotides. It is a transcript of the gene TIPRL, whose product is annotated as TOR signaling pathway regulator. Gene Ontology annotation, cellular component: cytosol. Gene Ontology annotation, biological process: TOR signaling. The record is from RefSeq and is a predicted model, not a curated record. NCBI's taxonomy places the organism in Eukaryota, Metazoa, Chordata, Mammalia, Scandentia, Tupaiidae.